Molecule: messenger RNA, 1107 nt
Organism: Salpingoeca rosetta
Lineage: Eukaryota; Choanoflagellata; Craspedida; Salpingoecidae
Exons: 5
Coding region: 25-897 (290 amino acids)
Molecular function (GO): protein binding
Source: RefSeq, a predicted model, not a curated record
GCUUCUUAUGUUCUGCACAACAACAUGUCCUCGGCAUCGUUACCGCCAGCGCUGGCCGCCCGCCUUGCCAAGCGAGGCAUCAUCCAGAGUGCGAAAGCGAAGAAGAAAGCAGAGAAACAUCGCCAGAAGUUUGUCCCAUACGAGGAUGACCUACCGGACGGAUGGCACCCUGUAGUCGAAGUGCGAACUGGGGACAUCUACUUCUGGCACAUGGACACAAAUGAGACGCAGUGGGAGCUCCCGACGGAGGAAUCAGAGCGCAGGCGGAGAGAAGCGUGGGAACAGCAGCAGUACCAGCCCAUGUACGGUCAACAACAGUACAUGCAACAGCAACAGCAACAACAGGCAAGUGAGCCGCAGUCAGCGGCUCUCGCGUUUGCGCAGGCGCGGGGAGGAGCCACAUCAACGAGCACAGCGCAGGCGUCGUCCGAAGCGCCACUGCCGACACCGCGGCCCGCCUUUGGUAUGGGCCUGAUGCCCGCAGCGCCGCCCGUCAUGCGCCCACCGACACAGCAGCAAUACCCACCACAACCCCCACCACAACAACAGCAACAGCAACAGCAACAACAACAACAAGGGUCAUUGCUUGGCGCGGCGCCGAUGACGGCUGCCGGCCCGCCGCCACCGGGUGGGUGGCAGGGCGGCUAUGGUUCCAGCUACGGUCCCGGUUAUGGUGCUGGCUAUGGUGCGCCGAUGCAGAUGCCGAUGAUGCCACCGCCACCGUACCAGCAGCAGCAGCAACAACAGCUACAGCCACCACCGCGACAGGAGCGUGUGCGAAUGCAGUAUGCGAUGCCGGGUGCACGGCCCUCGGCGAAGAGGCAACAGGAUGACAGCGACAGCGUAACUGGUGGCGGCGGUGCAGGACAUCAAACGAAGAAGCCUGCGUAUUCAUGACACGAACAUCUGUCUGUCUGUAUGUGUGUGUGUGUGUCUUGUGUCUGUGUGUCCUUGUGGGUGUGUCUGUGCCUCUGUAUGUGUAUGUGCCUCUGUAAGUGUGUGUGUGUGUGUGUCAGUGCGUGUGUCUCAUCCUUGCAGCACCAAUGCCACCUCGCUUCUUGCUUGCUGUUGCUUGUCUGUGAAUGAAUAAACGAAUGAACGAGUGAA